Molecule: messenger RNA, 2754 nt
Organism: Alosa alosa (allis shad)
Lineage: Eukaryota; Metazoa; Chordata; Actinopteri; Clupeiformes; Clupeidae
Gene: tmprss9
Product: transmembrane serine protease 9
Exons: 16
Coding region: 56-2392 (778 amino acids)
Biological process (GO): proteolysis
Molecular function (GO): protein binding; serine-type endopeptidase activity
Source: RefSeq, a predicted model, not a curated record
CAUGUGUAUCAUCUCUUGAAUCUCGCCAUCGACAGAGGGAAUUCUGUAGAUUGAUAUGGAUAUGAAGAAGAAUGAGGACAAAGACCAUGUUGUUCCUUCACCCUUUACUCACCACAGAUGGGUUGCAUUGGCAUUCAUCUUUCUCUUUCUCUUAUUGGGAGUGUUUGUAGGCCUUUUGAUUGCAUAUUUGGUGCAAGAGCAGCAUUAUUUCAUGGAGACCGUGGAAUUAAAAGGACUUGAAUAUGACUCAGAUCUUAAAGAUGGCUCAUCAGCUUUCUCUAUGGUGUUAUCAGCCACCCUGAAAAGCAAGAUAAAAAAUGUUUUCCUGACCUCAUCAUUAGCAAAUCAUUUUAUUGAUUGUGAAAUGGUUGCUUAUGGAAACAUCAAGGGAAAUGUGAUGGCAACAUUUCGGCUGGUCUUCCGCGUAUCUAAGGUCCAGCAGUACUCUAACACAUACAUCCAGGAGUUGCUGAGAGCAGGCCUAGAAACUCUACUUAAUGGGCAACCACUGUUAAUUCCAAAGUUCGGAGAGAUUCACACCAUCACACUUCUAGGGGCCAGUGGAAAGUCAUUUUACAACAUUGGAGAUGAUACAGACACCUGCCCUAGUAACACUUUUGUCUGUCUCAAUGGGGAGUGUGUAACAAAGCUCAAUCCAGAGUGUGAUUUGAUUAAUGAUUGUGCUGAUGGUUCUGAUGAAGUUGAUUGCUCCUGUGGUACCCGUCCUGCCAUGGGCAGUCGUGUGGUUGGGGGUGAGGAUGCUCGCCGCGGGGAGCUGCCCUGGCAGGUCAGUCUUCGGUUACAUGGCCGCCACACCUGCGGGGCUUCCAUCAUCAACAGCCGCUGGCUCGUCAGCGCUGCCCACUGUUUUGAGAGGGAGAAUGACCCCAGUGUCUGGACAGCACUGAUAGGAGCCAGCCGGGUGAGUGGAGAGGAGACCGAGGCAACCAUGGUGAACAUCAAGUCCCUUAUUGUAUCUCCAGAUUACAAUCCCAUGACCACCAACAACGAUGUGACUGUGUUGGAACUGGAGGACCCCAUAUCCUUCCACCAAUAUGUCCAACCGGUCUGUCUGCCCUCCCCAGCACAUGUCUUCAGCCCUGGGAAAAAAUGUGUGGUGUCUGGCUGGGGCGCUCUCAACCAGUUCACCAGUGAUAUACCUCCUGUGCUUCAGAAGGCAGUGGUGAAAAUCAUUGAUUCCAGGAUAUGCAAUCAAUCAUCUGUAUACCAAGGGACUAUCACACAGAACAUGAUGUGUGCUGGCUUUUUGCAAGGAAAAGUAGACUCUUGCCAAGGGGACUCUGGAGGACCCCUGGUGUGUGAGGAAUCUCCAGGGCGGUUCUUCCUGGCUGGUGUGGUGAGCUGGGGCGUAGGCUGUGCUCAGAUCAACAAGCCAGGGGUUUACUCGCGCGUUACUAAGCUACGCAACUGGAUCCUCCAUUACACCAACCCAGGCCAAGUCCAGAUGCCACCAGCUCUGCCCAAUGCCACACAUGUGCUUGACUACAUGCUAAAAACACCGUCGUCACCUCUCAUUAUGACAGGAACCAGUUGUACUGGUGCCUUCAGCUGUGGGUCUGGAAGCUGCGUUGCCAAAAUAAACCCUGAGUGUGACAACAUCCCUGACUGCCCGAAUGAAUCAGAUGAAAAGCAUUGUGACUGUGGGCAGCGGCCUGCAGAGCAGCAGGAGAGGGCAGUGGGUGCAAGAGCUGCCCAGCGAGGAGAGUGGCCGUGGGUGGGCAGUCUACAGUACCAGCGCUCCUAUCGCUGCGGAGCCACGCUCAUUCACAGUAAAUGGCUUCUGACCGCAGCGCAAUGCUUCAACAGGGAUUUGAGCCCAAAUGACUGGUCUGUGAGUCUGGGCUCUGUGUUUCCUGUUGGACUGGGUGCCUUAGUAAUACCUGUGCAGACGAUCAUCGUCCAUCCUGGCUUCAACAGCACCAGUAAGGAUUUUGAUGUGGCUCUUGUACAGCUGUCCAUCCCAGCACCGAGAUCCUACACCAUACAGCCUGUGUGCCUGCCAUCAUCUUUCCAUGUCUUCAAUGAGAACACAGAAUGCUACAUCACUGGGUGGGGACCAGUUAGUAAUAAAGGCAAACAAGCCAAACUGUUGCAGAAAGCCAGAGUCAACAUUAUGAACCAGACAGAGUGCCAGGGGUCCUAUGCUGAAGAUCUGUCAGCGAGAAAGAUGUGUGUUGUCUCCAUGGACGGUGACACAGAUAUGUGUCUGGGAGGCCGUGGGAGUCCCCUUACAUGCCGGGAGCAUCAUGGUCGCUGGUUUGCGGCGGGGGUGGCCAACUGGGGAAAAAGCUGUCGAGAGAAUGGCCUCCCAAGUGUUUAUAUCCGUGUUACAUCCAUCAGGGAAUGGAUAUCAAAAUAUCUUCCAUUUUAAGGAUGCAUUAGAAAAUACACUACAGGAUUACAAACUGCCAUUAUACUGUGAGAAUUUCUUAUUUAGCUCAUUCACUGAAUUUGUUCAGACUUCUGUGAAUUAAAUGUUUUUGCCUGGUUGUAAUGCAGUCACAGAGCAUCUACUAUACUGUCAAGCAUCUCUUAUUUAUUACCUCUACAUAAUGUAUAAAGUGAGUUGUUUGAAACAUGAUCCACUCUGUGUAUAAAGCAUCUAUAUCAAUACAACAUCAGAUUUGAUACUUGGGAUGUAGAAACCUUAGGGAUUUGUGUGGUGCUCUCAUAAUAACCAUCACUGUUGGUAUUUGAUGAUUCAAAAUUAGAAUGUUUGUAAUGAAAAUGUUA